Trypanosoma conorhini is the source of this 963-nucleotide messenger RNA. RefSeq names its product sedoheptulose-1,7-bisphosphatase. The record is from RefSeq and is a predicted model, not a curated record. Bases 1 to 963 code for a protein of 320 amino acids. NCBI's taxonomy places the organism in Eukaryota, Euglenozoa, Kinetoplastea, Trypanosomatida, Trypanosomatidae. Gene Ontology annotation, molecular function: fructose 1,6-bisphosphate 1-phosphatase activity. Gene Ontology annotation, biological process: fructose 6-phosphate metabolic process; gluconeogenesis; fructose 1,6-bisphosphate metabolic process. Gene Ontology annotation, cellular component: cytoplasm. The transcript has a single exon.
AUGGCAGACGCGGCAGGGCUUGCGGCAGAGCUUGCGCGUGAGGGGGCGGCAUCGUCGGUGGUCGAUGUUGUUGUGGCCAUCGCAGAGGCGUGCCACGAUGUCGCAAUUGACCUCCGCACAGACACUGUGAAGGCGGCGCAGGCGAGUAACACCUUCGGCGACGAAGUGCUUUCGGUGGAUGUUAUGGCGGAAAGGCACAUCUCGUCCCGGCUCCGUGGCUGUCGCCAGGUUGUGGCGUUUGUCUCGGAGGAGCAACCGACGCUUACUUGCACACCGCAUGCGGGGCGGGGCCGGUAUACGGUCUCCUAUGACCCCCUGGAUGGCAGCAGCAUCAUCGCGACGAAUUUUUCUGUCGGUUCUAUCUUUGCCGUCUGGCCCGGUGCCACGCCGAUUGGGUUGUAUGUGCGUGACAUGGUGGCGAGUGUUGUGGCAGUGUACGGUCCGCGGACCGUGAUCUUUGUGGCGUUGCGCAAUCUGCCUGUGAUGGAGUUUUAUUGCCAUGGAGACCGCUGGUCCCGUCUGCGCCAUGAAGCCGCGUGCACUCUCAAGGCAAAGGCGACUUUAUUCGCCCCCGGAAAUCUUCGUGCGACGAGGUACUUGCCGUGGUAUAAGGACCUUGUCGCAGCGUACAUGAACGAUGGGGCGACGCUGCGCUACACGGGGGGAAUGGUGGCCGACGUAUGUCAGAUCCUCGUGAAGGGCGACGGAAUUUUCAUGACUCCGGAGAGUCCUCACCAUAAGGUAAAGCUCCGGCUGCUCUUUGAGGCCGCACCAAUGGCGUUUCUUAUGGAGUGCGCCGGUGGUCGAUCAACGACCGGCACGAUGAAUAUGAUGGAUGUGCGUGUGGCGGAAAUGGAGCAGAAAUCACCCGUCGCACUUGGCUGCCGGUGGGACGUGGAACGGUACGAGUCCAUGUGUAGCGCGUACAACAAGCAUGGUAAUAAGAGUUGCAGCAAACUAUGA